Molecule: messenger RNA, 1181 nt
Organism: Zeugodacus cucurbitae (melon fly)
Lineage: Eukaryota; Metazoa; Arthropoda; Insecta; Diptera; Tephritidae
Product: NIF3-like protein 1
Exons: 4
Coding region: 113-982 (289 amino acids)
Cellular component (GO): cytoplasm; mitochondrion
Source: RefSeq, a predicted model, not a curated record
UUGUUUGCCCUUGCCGGUUUUUUAUUUUGCAGUGAGAUCAUCAUCGUGUACAUAUUUGUAUUUAUUUUUUUAAGAAAUUUGAGUGGAAUUCGGCAUACGUUGAGUUUAUUUUAUGCUUACCAAUCUACUUAAUAACACUGCGUCUUUGGUUUUUAAACGCACAUUAUCCAAAAUGCCCCGCGGAAGAACACUGCAAAACGUCGUAUCGGAGUUGGAGAAGUUUGCUCCACGCAAUUUGGCAGAGAAAUGGGACAAUGUUGGUCUGCUGAUCGAGCCUUAUAAAGCAAGACCCAUACGCAACAUUCUUUUGACCAAUGAUUUGACCGAGAGUGUAAUGCAAGAAGCUGUCGAUCAAGGUACUGACCUAAUUGUGUCUUAUCAUCCGCCAAUAUUUGCGCCACUUAAACGUAUUACACAAAAAAACUGGAAGGAACGCAUCGUUUCCAUUUGCUUGGCUGAAGGUAUUGCUUUAUACUCACCGCACACUGCCUGGGAUGCCGUUCCUGGUGGAGUAAACGAUUGGCUUUCAUCUGCAUUGCCAUGUGUUGACAUGCAGCCAAUUCAGCCCAAUCCCUUGGGUGGUGAGUUUGGUGGCGCCGGACGUACAUUCACCACAUCGCUGACUUUGGGUCAGGCUGUGGCCAGCGUUCAAAGGCAUAUUGGUCUCGAUGUACAUUUGUCAUUGGCUACAAAUCAUACUUUGGAAACACCAAUCACAGUGGUGGCUGUUUGUGCCGGCUCUGGUGCAUCUGUGCUAAAAGGCUACGAAGCAGAUCUUUACAUAACUGGCGAAAUGUCUCAUCACGAUUUACUGGAUGCCAAUCAUCAAAACACCUCAGUGAUUUUGUGCAAUCACAGCAACUCGGAGCGCGGCUUCCUGCGUAAAUUUGAGACCAAACUCUAUGAUAUGCUUAAAGGUGACUGUGAAGUGACUAUUUCCGAAAAGGACAAGGACCCCUUAAAGACAAUCGUCAAAACUUGAAUGCCGACGACAAUGAAUGAUUCACGUAUGCAUUUAGAUUGCAUUUCUUGGUGAUUUUCGAAUGAAAGUUUAUUUCAAAUAUCUAAAAUUCAUUUAUUAAGUGUUUUAUUAUUAUUAUUGUUUAUAUUAAUCAAAGUCUAACAGCAGCAGCCGCUGUUUUAUUUACUGCCUUUAAAUAAAAAAAAAUUUCAAAGCUUUA